AUGGUACAGGAAUUGACUGAUGAGCUUUUGAACAUCAUCGAUGAACUAGAAGACGGCCCUGUCAAUAUCACUGAAUGGAUUGACAAAUAUGCCUUCGAGGUUAUGGGCCAAUUGACGUUUGGAAAGCCAUUCAACAUGCUCAAAGAGCGAAAGGCAGCCUACUUCUUACAGGUUAUUCGACAAGACAUGAAUGCCAUCGGGUAUCUUCUCAAUUUACCUUGGCUUUCGUAUCUGUUUAUGCGGACACCGGGGUUGAAUCAAAACCACUUGAAUUUCUGGAAGUGGAUCGAGAAUGAAUUUGCGCAAAGGAUCACAAGAGGACAACAGCGACCUGAUGUUUUCCACUGGCUUCAUCAGGCAUAUCUGAAGGGUCCGCAGACGGAGUCUGACACGUUGAAGUUGCAUGGCGAUGGAUACCUCGUGAUUGUUGCUGGAAGCGACACGACCGCCUCAACCAUUACGCAUCUGCUCUUCUAUUUGGCAUGCAACCAGCAUAUCACACGGAGGGUGCAAGCGCAGUUGGACACACUCGAUGAACUGAAAGAUGAGACUCUCCGGGAUGUCGAACUGCUAGAUGCGUGCAUCAAUGAAACCCUUCGCUUGCGUCCGGCAGUCCCAGCUGGAGUCCAAAGGGAAACCCCAGAGGAAGGAAUCCAUAUCGGUGAUCGAUAUAUUCCAGGAAAUACGAUAGUUAAAGUCCCCAUGUACACUCUUUUCCGAGACCCGAGAUCUUUUGAACAACCGAACGACUUCAUUCCGGAACGUUUCACGACUCGUCCUGAGCUUGUGAAAGACAAGUCCGUCUUUAUUCCCUUUCUCACUGGUUCCUACGCCUGUGUAGGAAGGCGACUUGCUCUCAUGGAGGUGCGCCGUGCCAUCGCUGCCAUUAUUUCCAGGUAUGAUAUUGCGCUUGGUCCAGACCAGACUGAGCAGGGAUUUCUCGACGGCAAAAUCGAUGCUUUCACCUUGGUCGCUGCACCCCUCAGCUUGAAAUUUACCCGACGAUAUGGGUCCAAGUAA
Messenger RNA from Penicillium paradoxum, 1020 nucleotides. RefSeq lists its product as uncharacterized. The transcript has 3 exons. Bases 1 to 1020 code for a protein of 339 amino acids. Lineage: Eukaryota; Fungi; Ascomycota; Eurotiomycetes; Eurotiales; Aspergillaceae. Gene Ontology annotation, molecular function: monooxygenase activity; oxidoreductase activity, acting on paired donors, with incorporation or reduction of molecular oxygen; heme binding. The record is from RefSeq and is a predicted model, not a curated record.